CAUGUUCGUAUUUUUUGGUCUGAUAAUUGGAGUGGCAUGCUAUGCUGGUGCCCAUGUCGAAUGCUGAAGUGGAGCAUACACAGGGGAAUGCAGGCUAAUGGAAGCAGGCAGAGCAGGUGGGUGCGCUCGCACUCUAUUUGGUAAAGGCAGCGAGAGAUGGCUAAGUUGUCGUACGAGACUAUACAGGAGUCAGGUUAAAAAUAGCAGGCUCCGGAUCACCGACCCAAAUUGGACGCACUAGCCAGUGUGUUUAUAAAUGGCACAGACACCCAAUCAGCGCCCUUUUGGCUCUGCUUCAUCGCUCGUUUCCCUUUGCAACAUUUUCAUCAUGAAGGUCAAGAUCAAGGACUGGAAGGCAGUCGCUGGAUGGAGGUGGGAUGUCCCCGACGACGAUGUGUGUGGGAUCUGCCGCGCUCCGUUUGACGCAUGCUGCCCGUCGUGCAAGAUCCCUGGGGACGACUGCCCGCUGAUCUGGGGUGAAUGCACACACGUUUUCCAUAUGCACUGUUUGCUCAAGUGGCUUGGGACAGAGAGCAGCCAGCAGCAGUGCCCGAUGGACCGGCGGCCAUGGGUCACUGCCAGCUGACAGCAUGCAGCUACUGCAAAGAGGUCGAACCAAGAAAGCAUUGACUGGGGUUUGGAAGACGCUAUACAUGUCUGCAUUUCAGAAAAUUGUUCAAUAUAUCUCGUCAGUCACGUCG
This is a messenger RNA of Linderina pennispora, 701 nucleotides long. Its product is annotated as RING/U-box. The transcript has a single exon. Bases 257 to 586 code for a protein of 109 amino acids. Lineage: Eukaryota; Fungi; Kickxellomycota; Kickxellomycetes; Kickxellales; Kickxellaceae. Gene Ontology annotation, cellular component: nucleus; anaphase-promoting complex. Gene Ontology annotation, molecular function: zinc ion binding; cullin family protein binding; ubiquitin protein ligase activity. The record is from RefSeq and is a predicted model, not a curated record. Gene Ontology annotation, biological process: anaphase-promoting complex-dependent catabolic process; protein ubiquitination; positive regulation of mitotic metaphase/anaphase transition.